AUGCUAGCCAAUUUAUGUAUUCCUUGCGAUGCUGAUGAAUCUGACUUCCAAAAGCGUUACAAAACAAUGAGUAAUAAUCCAGAACUAAAUCAGAAUUUGAUCGAUCAAAACACAGGUAAUAAAAUGAAUCCUGAAACACCUAAUAUUCAUGCUGACAUUACUGGUCAGACACAACCUACAAAUCAGAUUAAUUAUAUCGAUAAUCAAAAUUAUAUUUACCAACCACCACCUCAAAUGCCAAUUAACCAAGAACAAAGAUUCAUUUACCAGCCUCCUCCUCCAAUUGCUCCUUAUGCUCCCCCACCGGAACAGCAACAAGACCAGAGACAACAAGAACAACAACAAAAAGACAACGAGGUUUCACCUGAUCGCCUAGAAAAUCCUUAUGUAUAA
This is a messenger RNA of Trichomonas vaginalis G3, 393 nucleotides long. RefSeq lists its product as uncharacterized. The transcript has a single exon. NCBI's taxonomy places the organism in Eukaryota, Parabasalia, Trichomonadida, Trichomonadidae. The record is from RefSeq and is a predicted model, not a curated record. The coding region runs from base 1 to 393 and encodes 130 amino acids.